This is a messenger RNA of Dictyostelium discoideum AX4, 3363 nucleotides long. RefSeq names its product ubiquitin-protein ligase domain-containing protein. The coding region runs from base 1 to 3363 and encodes 1120 amino acids. The transcript is spliced from 2 exons. The record is from RefSeq and is a predicted model, not a curated record. Gene Ontology annotation, molecular function: ubiquitin protein ligase activity; ubiquitin-protein transferase activity. NCBI's taxonomy places the organism in Eukaryota, Evosea, Eumycetozoa, Dictyosteliales, Dictyosteliaceae.
AUGUUUAAUUUGAAUAUUUUUGGAAUAAGUAAUUUAAUUAAUAAUUCAAAUAAUAAUAAAAAUAAAAAUAAUAAUAAUAUUAAUAAUAAUAAUAAUAAUAAUAAUAAUAAUAAUAAUAAUAAUAAUAAUAAUAAUAAUAAUAGCAAUAAUAAUAAUAGCAAUAAUAAUAAUAAUAAUAGUACCAAUACAAAUAGUAGCAUUAUAAAUAUUAAUAGUAAUAGUAAUAGUAAUAAUAGUCAAAUGGAAUUAAUAAAUAAUAAUAGUUUAAUAAAUAGUAGCGAAUCAUUUUUAGUUUCAAAGAAAAAAGAAAAUAUGAAAAGUUUAUCAAAUGAUAGAAUUGGUAGUGGAUUAUAUUCAAUUGUAUCGGGAAAUGGUAUAGUUGGAAAUAUAGGUGAUGUUGGAGAGGAUUUUUGUUUUCAAGUAUCAUCAUAUCAUAAGAAUGGUGUUAGAAAGAAACAAGGUGGUGAUAUUAUAUCAGUGAAUAUUCAAGGUUGCGAUUAUCAAAAUAUAGAAGAGCAAAUUAAAUCAAGAGUAAUCGAUAGAAUGAAUGGUUGUCAUUUAGUUUAUUACAACGUUUCAAAGAGUGGAAAUUAUUUAAUUUCAGUUUUUGUUAAUCAAGUACCUGUUGUUGGUAGUCCUUUUAAAGUUUUUGUUUCACCAAUUCCAUAUUCUAUUUGUAUUAAACAAAAAUUAUCAUCUCCAUCUUCUUCAUCUUCUUCAUCUUCUUCUUCUUCAUUUUCAUCUUCUUCUUCUUCAUCUUCUUCUUCUUCUUCAUCAUCUUCAUCAACAUUAAAUAAUCAAAUUAUUGCAGGUAAUCUUAUAACUUGUGAGAUUUCACCGACAAGAGUAUCAUCACAUAUUAUAAAUGAUAAAAUUGAUUUAACAAUUUUUAUAAAAGAGAAUGGAGUUUUAAAGAAAACAAAUGUUGAAAUAAAUUCUGAAAUAUUAAAUUCAAUAAAUAGUAGUGGUAGUGGUGGUGGUGGUGGUGAUCCAUCAUCUUCAUUAUCAUCAAAUAGCAAUAAUAGGAUGAUUAGUGAUUUCGAGUCAAUGAUGAUUUCUAAAUUUAGAUUAACAAAAAGUGGUGAAUAUGUUUUAGAGGGAUCAACAACUGGAGUAUUAGUUUUUAGUAAAAUAAUCACUGUUAUUCCAGGUCCUGUCUCUAGUAAAUAUUCACAAUUAAUUUGGGAUGGUAAAGAAUUAAUUUCAGAGAAUAAAUUAUUUAUUUUAAAGGAUAAUCAAAAUAAUGAUCAAUCAAAUUCUUCACCAGAUUUUAAAUUUAUAAUUGAAACUAAGGAUAAAUUUGGUAACAAUAAUCAAAAUUCAAAUAGUAUUAAUGAUUUCAAAUUUUAUUUAAAAAAAUCAUUAUCACCAAUUUUAUUAAAUAAUAAUAAUAAUAAUAAUAAUAAUAAUAAUAAUAAUAAUAAUAAUAGUAAUAUUAAUAAUAUUAAUAAUAAAAAUAAUAAUAAUAAUAAUAAUAAUGAAGAAAAUGAAAAAGAAAAAGAAAAACAAAAAUUAGAAUUAUCUUCUGAUGAAAAUAAUAAUAAUAAUAAAAAUAAAAAUAAAAAUAAAAAUAAUACUAAUAAUUGUGAGGAUUAUGAAAAAGAUUUAAUUGAAAUUUUACCAAACUCGAUAUAUUAUAAUAACCAAGGUAAUAUUUCAUUUACAUUUAAUGGCGAUCAACAAAAUCAAGUUGGAUGGUAUUGUAUUUGUGUGAAAAUAAAUGAUGAACCAAUUUCAAAUAGUCCAUUCAUUUUAGCAAUGAUUAAAGAAAAAGACUUUCAAUCACUUUCGAAUUAUUAUACAAAUGGUAAAGCUUCAUUUAAUUGUCAAGUUGAAAAAAAUGGUAAAUUAACUAACAUAUCUUUAUAUUUAACACAAAAUAAAAUUGAAAUUAUUGAAAAUUAUUAUUUUAUGAAUAUAAAACUAUAUGAAUUUAUAAUAAAUCCAACAGUCCAAAUUUUAUUAGUUAAUGGUGGUGAAUUAGUUAUUCAAGAUAAUAAUAGUAAAGUUUAUUUAAAAGGUAUAUCAAUGGAUCAAAGUUUUUUAAUACUUUUAACAAGUUUUUACUUUUUUGGAUAUACAACUCAAAGUGAACCAAAAUUCGAUAGUAAAGUCAAAUGGUUAAAGGGUAAACUAUGUAAGAUUCAAAAGAAAAUGAUAACCUUAAAAUUAAAUAUAUCAAGUAGAAGUCAAAUCCUAAUGGAAUCAAUUCAGGUUUUAAAACAAAUAGAUCCAAACGAUUUAGUAUUAAGUAGAUUAUUCGUUAAAUUUAAUGAUGAAGAAGGAAUUGAUAUUGGAGGAAUUUCAAAAGAAUGGUUUUCAAAUUUUAGUGAAGAGUUGGCCAAUACUCCAUUAAAUGGUUAUCAUUUAUUUCAAGAAUAUUCAAAUAGUAAUAAAUACCAUCCAUCACCUUUCUCAAAUUUAAUACCAGACUAUAGAUCAAUCUUUAAAACUUUGGGUAGAAUUACAGGUAAAUCUAUUAUAGAUAGUAUCACCAAAGCUGAUAGACACUUUUCACUUAGAUUCACCCCAAUCUUUUAUAAAAUGAUCUUGGGUGAAAAAAUAACUUUAGAUGAUUUAGAAUUAAUUGAUCCAGAACUAUAUAAUAAUAAAGUCAAAUUAAUUUUAAAUACUCCAAUGAAUCAAGUUAAUGAAAUAUUAGGUGAACCAUUAUGUUUUGUUUGUGAUAUUUAUAAUCAAAAUGAAUUAUUAAAAAGAUCAUUAAAUAAUAAUAAUAAUAAUGAUGAAGAUAAUAAUAAAAUUGAAAAUAAUAAUAAUAAUAAUAAUAGUGAAUUUAAAAUUCAAAUUAUGAAAACUAUAAAUUUAAAACCAUUUGGAAAUUUAAUUAGAGUUACAGAUGAUAAUAAAUUAGAGUAUUUAGAAUUAUGGGUAAAUAGUUUAUUUUAUAAUGGUGUUAAAACUCAAAUCGAAGAAUAUAGAGAAGGUUUAUUUCAAAUGAUACCACAUUCAAUUUUAUCAAUUUUCAAUUGGAAAGAAUUAGAAAUGUUAAUUUGUGGAAGAGAAAGAAUUAAUUUAGACGAUUUGAAGCAACAUUCUUCAUUCACUGGUUACUUUAAUCAAACACUAAUCGAUGAAUUUUGGUUAAUUGUUAACGGUUUCAAUGAGGAUGAAAAGAAAUCAUUAAUUAAAUUUGUCACUGGUUCUUCAUCGGUUCCAUUGGGUGGUUUCUAUCAACUUUGUCCUCAUUUCACUAUUAAUUUAACACCACCAAUUCAAAAUGGUGUAAAUAGAUUACCAAUAUCUCACACUUGUUUCAAUAGAUUAGAUAUUCCAAUUAAUUGUUUAUCUUUUAAAAAUUUAAAACUAGCAAUCACUGAAGGAGAUGGUUUCUCUUUGGUUUAA